Messenger RNA from Erinaceus europaeus (western European hedgehog), 7232 nucleotides. RefSeq names its product sidekick cell adhesion molecule 1 (gene SDK1). Gene Ontology annotation, molecular function: protein binding. NCBI's taxonomy places the organism in Eukaryota, Metazoa, Chordata, Mammalia, Eulipotyphla, Erinaceidae. The record is from RefSeq and is a predicted model, not a curated record. The transcript has 45 exons. Bases 181 to 6663 code for a protein of 2160 amino acids.
CGCGUGCGGCCGGGCUGUGAAUGGGCGGCGGCGCGGCGGCGGGCGAGCGGCGGCCGCGCGGGCGGGCGCACUUUCUCCUCAGAGCCGGGCGGCGGCGGCAUCUCAGCGGGACCGUCGGAGACGCGGCGCGGGCCGCCGCCUACAACUUGUGCGGGGCCGCGGAGGCCUGGGGGCGCCGGCAUGGCCCGCGGCGGCUCGUCGGGCCCUCGAGCGUCUAGGGGAGCCCCGCCGCGCCCCCCGCACCCCCGACCCGACGCGGCGGCGAGGAGGCCGGCGGCUAAGUUGCGCGCGGGCCGGCGCGGGUGGUGGCUGCUGCUGGCGCUGCAGAUGCACUGGCUCCGGGCGCGGGCGCAAGAUGAGGUUGUGCCCUACUUCAAGACGGAGCCUGGCCUGCCCCAGAUCCACCUCGAGGGCAACCGCCUGGUCCUCACCUGCCUUGCUGAAGGGAGCUGGCCGCUCGAGUUCAAGUGGAUGCUGGAUGACAGGGAGCUCACCGCCUACACCAGCGAGUACAAGUACACCGUUCCAUCCUUACAGCAGCGUGACGCCGGCUUCUACCGCUGUGUGGUACGGAACCGGAUGGGAGCGCUCCUGCAGAGAAGAUCCGAAGUCCAAGUUGCAUACAUGGGGGAUUUCGUGGGUGCAGACCAGAAGAAAACAGUCUCUCCAGGACAAGCCGCAGUCCUCGACCUACUGCCUGUGGCCAGCUGCCCCCGACCACAGGUGACCUGGUUCAGAGAAGGACACAAGAUCAUCCCCAGCAGCAGAAUAGCCAUCACGCUGCAGAACCAGCUGGUGAUCCUCGCAGCCACGCCCGGAGACUCGGGGGCCUACUACGCGCAAGCAGUGAACGAGAGGAACGGAGAGAAUAAGACCAGUCCGCUCGUGGCCCUGAGCGUCCCAAGAGCAGCAGGCCCUGCCGGGACCCUAGCACCCAUGAUCGUGGUCCCCCCGAGCAACAGCAGCGUGGUGGCCGGCUCCAGUGAGGCGACCCUAGAGUGCAUAGCCAACGCCAGGCCCCUGGAGGAGCUGCGUGUGAGCUGGAAGAGGAACGGCGUGACCCUCACCCGAGGGCUGCACAGCUUCGGGCGCCGGCUGACCAUCAGCAACCCCACGUCCGCGGACACUGGCCUGUACGUGUGCGAGGCCGUGCUGAGAGGGAGCGCCCUGGAGCCCACCCGGGCCAGCGCCGUCCUCGCCAUCAUAGAGCCACCAUAUUUCACUGCGGAGCCUGACAGCCGGAUUCUAGUGAAGGUGGAGGAGACAGUGGACAUGGUGUGCAGAGCCAUGGGGGUCCCACUGCCCACCCUCCAGUGGUACAAGGACGCGGUACCUGUGGGCAGGCUCCAGAACCCUCGCUACACAGUGCUGCCCAGUGGGGCCCUGCGCAUCCACAAGCUAAGUCCCGAGGACUCCGGCAUCUUCCAGUGCUUCGCCCGCAACGACGGCGGGGAGAUCCAGACCCACACCCACCUGGAUGUCACCAAUGUGGCGCCAGCCUUCACCCGGCUGCCUGUGGACACCACAGUCACUGACGGGAUGACGGCGCUGCUGAGGUGCGAGGUGUCCGGCGCGCCCACGCCAGCUAUCACCUGGAAGAGAGGGAGCCAGGUCCUGGCCAGCGGCUCUGUACGGCUUCCAAGAUUUAUGCUCCUGGAGUCAGGGGGCCUGCAGGUUGCCCCAGUCUCAGCCCAGGAUGCAGGCAACUACACCUGUUUCGCUGCCAACUCAGAGGGGACCCUGCAGGCGACGGCAGAGCUCACCGUGUGGAACCGCACAUCCAUCGUCAGCGCCCCAGAGGACCUGGUGGUGAUCAAGGGGACCACGGCCGUGCUGCGCUGCGGGGUCACUCACGACCCCCGGAUCUCUCCCCGCUUCCUGUGGAAGAAGGACCAGGUGGCCAUCGCCCUACCCGGCAGUUCCCGGAUCUUGGUGGAAAAGGAUGGGUCCCUGCUCAUCAGCCAGACGUGGUCAGGGGACAUCGGCGACUACACCUGCCAGGUCGUCUCCCAGGGUGGCAACGACUCCCGCUCGGCCCGCCUGGAAGUCAUUGAACUGCCUCACUCGCCUCAGAACCUGCUGGCCAGCCUGGAUGCAUCCCAUAGCCAGUCCGUGGUGCUCUCCUGGGUCCGGCCCUUUGACGGCAACAGCCCCGUCCUCCGCUACAUCGUGGAGGUGUCUGAGAACAACUCCCCAUGGAAAGUGCAUGUGUCUGAUGUCGGCCCCGAGGUGACGAGCAUGGCGGUGCACGGUCUGACGCCUGCACGUACCUACCAGUUCCGGGUGUGCGCUGUGAACCAAGUGGGUAGGGGCCAGUACAGCACUGAGACCAGCAGGCUGGUCCUUCCAGAGGCGCCACCCAGCGCCCCCCCAAAGAACAUCGUGGCCAGCGGGCGCACCAACCAGUCCAUCAUGGUCCAGUGGCAGCCGCCCCCCGAAACAGAACACAACGGGGUACUGCGAGGCUACAUCCUCAGGUACCGCCUGGCCGGGCUGCCAGGAGAGCAUCAGCAGAGGAACAUCUCGAGCCCCGAGGUCAACUACUGCCUGGUGACGGAGCUCAUUGUCUGGACGCAGUACGAGAUCCAGGUGGCUGCCUACAACGGGGCCGGGCUGGGCGUCUUCAGCCGCGCAGUAACUGAGUACACGCUGCAGGGAGUGCCCACGGCGCCCCCCCAGAAUGUGAAGACGGAAGCCGUGAACUCCACCACCAUCCAGUUCCUGUGGAAGCCGCCGCCCCAGCAGUUCAUCAAUGGCAUCAACCAGGGCUACAAGCUCCUGGCGUGGCCGGCAGAUGUCCCCGAGGCUGUCACCGUGGCCCCCGUGGCCCCGGAUUUCCACGGGGAGCACCAUGGCUACAUCACCAACCUGAAGAAGUUCACUGCCUACCUGACGUCAGUGCUCUGCUUCACCACCCCCGGGGACGGGCCCCCCAGCACGCCACAGCUCGUCCAGACGCACGAGGACAAGCCAGGGGCCGUGGGCCAUCUGAGCUUCACGGAGAUUCUGGACACGUCGCUUAGAGUCAGCUGGCAAGAGCCUCUGGAGAAGAACGGCAUCAUCACAGGCUACCAACUGUCCUGGGGUGGGUACGGCAGGAACGCCUCCCGCCUGGCACGCACACUCAACAGCUCGACCCACGAGUACAAGAUCCAAGGGCUGUCCGCGCUCACCACCUACACCAUCGACGUGGCCGCCAUGACUGCCGUGGGCGCCGGCCUCGUCACCUCAUCUACCAUCUCCUCGGGGGUGCCCCCAGAGCUACCGGGAGCCCCAUCCAACCUGGUCAUCUCCAACAUCAGCCCCCGCUCUGCCACGCUGCAGUUCCGGCCCGGCUACGACGGCAAGACAGCCAUCUGCCGCUGGAUCGUGGAGGGCCAGGUGGGGGCCAUCGGCGAUGAGGAGGAGUGGGUGAGCCUGUAUGAGAAGGAAAACAAGCCUGACGCCCAGACGCUGGACAUCCCAAACCUCACACCUUACACACACUACAGAUUCCGCUUGCGGCAGGUGAAUGUGGUGGGUGCCAGCCCCGCCAGCCAGUCCUCCAGGGUCAUCCAGACGCUGCAGGCCCCACCUGAUGUGGCCCCCUCCAGCCUCACCGUCAGGACAGCCAGUGAGACCAGUCUGCGGCUACGCUGGGUGCCUCUGCCCGACUCCCAGUACAACGGAAACCCCGAGUCCGUGGGCUACAGGAUCCGCUACUGGCGCCCCGACCUGCCAUCUGCGGCGCUGGCCCAGGUCAUCAGUGACCGUCUGGAGCGCGAGUUCACGGUGGAGGAGCUGGAGGAGUGGACAGAGUAUGAGCUGCAGGUGCAGGCCUUCAACGCCAUCGGGGCUGGGCCCUGGAGCGAGGCUGUGCGUGGCCGCACACGGGAGUCAGUGCCCUCUGCCCCCCCUGGGAACGUGUCUGCUGAGGCCGUUAGCUCCACCCAGAUCUUGCUCACCUGGGCGUCUGUGCCAGAGCAGGACCAGAACGGGCUCAUCCUGGGCUAUAAGGUCCUGUUCCGGGCCAAGGACCUGGAUGUGGAGCCCAGCUGCCACGUGGUGAGGGGGAACCACACGCAGUCGGCGCUGCUCGGGGAACUGCGCAAAUUCGUGCUCUAUGAGCUGCAGGUGCUGGCCUUCACCCGCAUCGGCAACGGGGUCCCCAGUGCCCCCCUGCUGCUAGAGAGGACCAAGGAUGACGCGCCAGGACCCCCAGUAAGGCUCGUGUUCCCAGAAGUCAGGCUCACCUCUGUGCGCAUAGUGUGGCAGCCCCCUGAGGAGCCCAACGGCAUCAUCCUGGGUUACCAGAUUGCCUACCGCCUGACUCGCAGCAGCCCCAGCACGUUCACCACAGUGGAGGUGGGCGCCACAGUGCAGCAGUUCACGGCCACAGAGCUGGCCCCCGAGGAGGCCUACCUCUUCAGGCUGGCAGCCAAGACGCGCCAGGGCUGGGGGGAGCCACUGGAGGCCACGGUCAUCACCACUGAGAAGAGAGAGCGGCCAGCGCCCCCCCGGGAGCUGCUGGUGCCCCAGGUGGAGGUGACCGCACGUAGCCUGUGGCUCCAGUGGGUGCCAGGCAGCGACGGGGCUUCGCCCAUCCGCUACUUCACCCUGCAGCUGCGGGAGCUGCCCAGCGGCGCCUGGCACACCUACUCCUCGUCCGUGAGCCACGCGGCCACGGCCUGCGCCGUGGAGAGGCUGAGGCCCUUCACCUCCUACAAGCUGCGCCUGAAAGCCACCAAUGACAUUGGGGACAGUGACUUCAGCGCAGAGACUGAGGCCGUGACCACACUGCAGGAUGUCCCCGGGGAGCCUCCCAGCUUCGUCUCGGUGACACCCCACACCACGUCUUCUGUCCUCGUCCAGUGGCAGCCGCCAAGGGAUGAGAGCCUCAACGGGCUCCUGCAGGGCUACCGGAUCUACUACCGGGAGCUGGAGGCUGAGGCAGGGCCCGGCACGGAGCACCAGCCACAGCAGAGCCCAUCUGCGCUGCGGGCCGAGCUCACAGCCCAGAGCAGCUUCAAGGCUGUGAACAGCAGCUCCACGCUGACGACCUAUGAGCUCACACACCUGAAGAGGUACCGGCGCUACGAGGUGGUGCUGACGGCCUACAACAUCGUUGGCGAGAGCCCAGCCAGCACGCCCGUGGAGGUCUUCGUGGGCGAGGCGGCCCCUACCCGAGCCCCACAGAAGGUACAAGUGAGCCCACUCACGGCCAGCCAACUGGAGGUGACCUGGGAGCCACCGCCGCCCGAGAGCCAGAACGGGAACAUCCAGGGCUACAAGAUCUAUUACUGGGAGGCUGACAGCCAGAAUGAGACAGAGAAGAUGAAGGUCCUGUUCCUGCCGGAGACGGCGGCAAAGCUUAAGGGUCUGAGCAGUCACACCCAGUAUCUGGCUAGCGUCUCGGCCUUCAACGCCGCGGGCGAUGGGCCCCGCAGCACCCCCCGGGCCAGCCGCACCCUCCAGGCAGCCCCGGGAACCCCCAGCUUCCUGGACUUCUCGGAGGUCACGUCCACCACGCUCAACGUCUCAUGGGGCGAGCCAGCAGCAGCCAAUGGCAUCCUGCAGGGAUACCGCGUGGUGUACCAGCCACUGGCACCAGUGCAAGGCGUGAGCAAGGUGGUGACGGUGGACGUGAAAGGGAACUGGCAGCGCUGGCUGAAGGUGCGGGACCUCACCAAGGGUGUCACCUACUUCUUCCGGGUGCAGGCACGCACCAUCGCCUACGGCCCUGAGCUGCAAGCCAACGUGACCACUGGCCCCGCCCCGGGCUCCCCAGGCCCCCCACGAGAUGUGCUGAUCACCAAGUCCUCCUCUGAGCUGACACUGCAGUGGAUGGAAGGCAGCACGGGCAGGACCCCCACCACAGGCUACGCCAUCGAGGCCAGGCCUUCAGACGAGGGGCUGUGGGACACGUUUGUGAAGGACAUUCCCCGGGGCGCCACCUCCCACAGUAUCCGCCUGGACCAGCUACGCCAGGGCGUCACCUAUGAGUUCCGUGUGAUGGCCGCCAACGCCCAGGGCUUUGGGGAGCCCAGUGGACCCUCUGCCCCUGUGUCAGCGCAAGCAGAGACACCUGUCUACACUGAGUGGUGGUUCCUGCUGGUGCUGGCACUUUCUGGCCUCCUGCUCCUGCUGCUGGCGGCCUUUGCCCUCAUGCUGCGCGGCCAGGGCAAGAAGGACCGGAGCUGUGGCACAGGCAAGAGCAUGUCACACAUGGAGGAAUCAGUGACACUGGAUAACGGAGGCUUUGCUGCCCUGGAGCUCAACAGCCGGCACCUCAACGUCAAAAACACCUUCUCCAAGAAGAACGGGACCAGGUCCCCGCCUCGCCCGAGCCCUGGGGGACUGCACUACUCAGACGAGGACGUGUGCAGCAGAUACAACGGCACGGUGCUGAGCGAGGGCGGGACGCUGCAGAAGCCGGAGGACACGUCCGAGUCUGAGGCCACAGACUCAGAGGCGGAGGAGGCACAUCCACACUCCUUCGUGAACCACUACAUGAGCGACCCCAGCUACUGCCACUCGUGGAGGCCCCGGGCCCCGCAGCGCUACGAGGCAGUGGCAGCCGACACGGGCCCACUGCACACCGUGGUCACCACGCAGAGCGCUGUGUUUGUGCCCCCAGGCCCUGGAGCCAGGACUCCGCUCACGGGCUUCUCCUCCUUCGUGUGAGCCGGGCACGGACAUGGGAAGUCGGCAGGGACACCGCCUCUUUCUUUUCUGUUCUUUUAGAGAAGGCAUUCCCCACGCGUGCAGCACCAGGCCUCGGACCCGGGCCCCCAGUGGCCUCUGGCCUCUGCCUCCUCUACCUCCUCUGCUUCCAGAACCUUCCACUGGCAUUGCCCGGGAGUCAGGAGCAAAGGAUCGGUCUGGGCUCGAUGCCAGGCCCACUUCACCUUCUAGAGUUCUCUCUCUCAGCAGUUCUGAGAGAGCCACCAGCCUUGGGGCCCGGCAGCCCCUGAGCACCGAAGAGGACAGGAGGGAGAUGGAGCCCGGUGGGCCAGGUGGCAGGUGUGUGGCCCAGGGGCACAUCCGGGGCCUUUCCCUUCCAUUCUUUCUUUUCGAGGGAGGCCAGAGCAAGGCCUCACCUGGUGGUCUGGGCGCCCGGGCCCCCAGCGCCCCCUCCCCAGGUGACAGCUGGUGUGUGAGCAGCGUGCGUUGUUAACCAGAGUAUUUUUAAACCUUUUUAUCUUUUUUUAAAGAUGUCACAUGAAAUGAAUGAGUCUUUGUGUUUCCGGGUA